Molecule: messenger RNA, 1683 nt
Organism: Hansenula anomala
Lineage: Eukaryota; Fungi; Ascomycota; Saccharomycetes; Phaffomycetales; Wickerhamomycetaceae
Gene: COQ8
Product: protein kinase COQ8
Exons: 2
Coding region: 1-1683 (560 amino acids)
Biological process (GO): ubiquinone biosynthetic process
Cellular component (GO): extrinsic component of mitochondrial inner membrane
Molecular function (GO): kinase activity
Source: RefSeq, a predicted model, not a curated record
AUGCUAACGAGAGAAGGUGUCCAUGAGAUACUCACAAUCUCAAAAGCUGCUGCCAACGUCGCUAGAGCUUCAUUGGACUUGGUACAGACAGAGGCUUGCAAUUUUUACAAGUCUUCAAUAUUGACCAAAAAUUGUCGAAUUCAUGAUGAAAUGUAUGACGAAUUGAAUUCAAAAUCUCAAUCAAUCAGAACUGGCACAACUCAUUCAACCAUAAUACAAGAUGAUAAAAGACCAAAGAUUAAUCCUCAAACACCAUCAACAUCAAGAAAUUAUUCAACAAAAGCUGUUAAACCAACAAUCAUCCCAGAAAUAACGGAAAAGACUCGUCAACCGGAAACAAGAGAUCCUCCUGCAAAAGUUGCUGCUAAAAUCUUGGAUGAAUCCCGUUAUGCUAAAAUACCUUCAACUAAAUUACAAAGAUUAUUCCAUUAUGGGCAUUUAGCUGCAAAUAUUGGGUUAAACACUGCAACUGAUGGAUUAAGAGCUUAUGCUAGUGGUGAAAAGACAGACUUAAGGAAAUUGGCAUUAUCCUCCAAGAAUGUUUCAAUUUUAGGUGAUAAAUUAAGAAAAAUGAGAGGUGCUGCUUUAAAAGUUGGACAAAUGAUGUCAAUACAAGAUGAAUCUUUUUUGCCUCGUGAAAUUUCAGAUUUAUUGAAAAAUGUUCAAAAUCAAGGUUAUUUUAUGCCUCCCUCACAAUUGGAUAGAUUAAUGAAAUUAAACCUUGGUGAAGAUUGGAAUACAAAACAUUUUCAAAGUUUUGAUGAAGUGCCAAUUGCAUCUGCUUCGAUAUCUCAAGUUCAUAAGGCUGUUUUGAAAAAUGGUUCACCAGUCGCUGUCAAGAUUCAAUAUCCUGGUGUUAAAGAUUCCAUAGAUUCAGAUAUGGAUAAUUUAUUAAUGUUUAUGACUGCUUCAAGAUUAUUACCAAGAGGUAUGUUUCCUGAAAAAUCUAUACAAAAUGCAAGAACUGAAUUGAAAUGGGAAUGUGAUUUUAACAGAGAAGCUGAGAAUAUUAAAAAAUUUGCUGAAUUAUUAGGUAAAGAUUCUGUUUUCCAAGUUCCAAAAGUUUAUGAUGAAGUUAGUAAUGAAAAUAUCUUGACAAUGGAUUAUUUAAAAGGUGUUGAAGUUUGUCGUGGUUCUUGGGAUCAAUCUACAAAUGACUGGAUUGCUUCAAAUAUUUUAAGAUUGUGUUUACAAGAAAUUGCACAAUUUAAAUUUAUGCAAACAGAUCCAAAUUGGGCAAAUUUCUUAUUCAAUGAAGAUAAUAAAAAAAUUGAAUUGUUAGAUUUUGGUGCAUCAAGAGAUUAUAAUGAUGAAUUUAUUAAAAAUUAUGUUUCAUGUUUAAGAGCUGCUGUGGAUAAAGAUCGUGAAUUGGUUAAACAUUAUUCACAAAAAUUGGGUUAUUUAACAGGUUUAGAAACUGAAGAGAUGGCUGAUGCUCAUGUGGAUUCGGUUGUUAUCCUUGGUGAACCUUUUUGUUCUGAUGGACUUUAUGAUUUUUCCAAACAAGAUGUUACAACAAGAGUUAAAGCCAAGAUGGGGAUUAUGUUGAAGGAAAGAUUAACUCCACCUCCUGAGGAAACUUAUAGUUUGCAUAGAAAAUUCAGUGGUGUCUUCUUGUUGUGUACAAGAUUAAAGGCAAAAGUUCCAUGUAAAGAAUUGUUUGAUGAAUAUUUCAAGUUAUGA